Molecule: messenger RNA, 1747 nt
Organism: Sus scrofa (pig)
Lineage: Eukaryota; Metazoa; Chordata; Mammalia; Artiodactyla; Suidae
Source: RefSeq, a predicted model, not a curated record
GGCGCGUUUGCGAGGGGCCGGGUGGUCCGCGGGGAGCGAGCGAGAGAGAGAGACCGCGUUCUGGGUAGAGCCCCGCCAGGGCAGGCCCGCCUCUGCUGGUCCCAGUUCCUGCUGCCUUGGCUAGGGAGGCCUGGGUUCAUUCAUUCCCGGCCGGAGGGCACCUAGUUUGUCCCCUCUCGGAGCCACCACCAGAAUCCCAGGCCAAGGCUCCUUGCACUCGAGCGCUCACGGCCCUGCGACCCCUCCCCUCCAUUUUGCGGACUGGGAAAACUGAGGAGGCGACAGCUGACCGAGGACACACCACUGCCUCCCUCCAACCCCAGACUCUCACUGGAAGAAGACGCUGAGCGGGUAGUCUCUGUCCUGCACCAGGCACGAUGGCAGAGAAAGUGCUGGUAACAGGUGGGGCUGGCUACAUUGGCAGUCACACUGUGCUGGAGCUGCUGGAAGCAGGCUAUUCGCCCGUGGUCAUCGAUAAUUUCCAUAACGCCAUUCGUGGAGGGAGCUCCAUGCCGGAGAGCUUGCGGCGGGUUCAGGAGCUGACAGGCCGCUCUGUGGAGUUUGAGGAGAUGGACAUCUUAGAUCAGGCAGCCCUACAGCGUCUCUUUAAGAAGUACCACUUCGUGGCAGUCAUCCACUUUGCCGGGCUCAAAGCUGUGGGCGAGUCGGUGCAGAAGCCUCUGGAUUAUUACAGGGUUAACCUGACAGGAACCAUUCAGCUUCUGGAGAUCAUGAAGGCCCAUGGGGUGAAGAACCUGGUGUUCAGCAGCUCGGCCACUGUGUACGGGAACCCCCAGUACCUGCCCCUGGACGAGGCCCACCCGACAGGUGGCUGUACCAACCCCUACGGCAAGUCCAAGUUCUUCAUUGAGGAAAUGAUCCGGGACCUGUGCCAGGCCGACAAGGCCUGGAACGCAGUGCUGCUGCGAUACUUCAACCCCAUAGGCGCCCAUGCCUCAGGCUGCAUCGGUGAGGAUCCCCAGGGCAUCCCCAAUAACCUCAUGCCCUAUGUCUCCCAGGUGGCGAUCGGGCGACGAGAGGCACUGAAUGUCUUUGGCAAUGACUAUGACACGGAGGAUGGCACAGGCGUCCGGGAUUAUAUCCAUGUCGUGGAUCUAGCCAAGGGCCACAUCGCAGCCUUGCGGAAGCUGAAGGAGCAGUGUGGCUGCCGGAUCUACAACCUGGGCACGGGCACGGGCUAUUCGGUGCUCCAGAUGGUCCGGGCCAUGGAGAAGGCCUCCGGGAAGAAGAUCCCAUACAAGGUGGUGGCACGGCGGGAAGGAGAUGUGGCUGCCUGUUAUGCCAACCCCAGCCUGGCUCUCAAGGAGCUGGGCUGGACAGCAGCCUUAGGGCUGGACAGGAUGUGUGAAGAUCUAUGGCGCUGGCAGAAGCAGAAUCCUUCAGGCUUUGGUGCACAGGCCUGAGAUCCUCUGGGGCCAGAAAAGGAAGAGAAACAAAUGCCUGCUCUCCAGCCUUCGGCACGAACCCUGGGGCCUCAGAGCCUCCCCUACCUCAGACCCCAGCUGGGCCCACUUGGCCCACCAGGCAAGAGGCCAAGGGCCCCACUGACCAGGUAUCAGGGGUCUCUAUUCCACAGGGUCCAGGAACCCAUGAGGACAGGACCCCCAAGAGCGAGUGGGGGAAGCAGGACCCUGAGACACAGAACGCCUUCCUCCCAGGCGCUAACUCAGACCGCUCUGCAGGAGCUUUCCAAAGUAUUUACAAUAAAACCCCUGCUGACACUGGA